Lytechinus pictus (painted urchin) is the source of this 5344-nucleotide messenger RNA. RefSeq lists its product as uncharacterized. Lineage: Eukaryota; Metazoa; Echinodermata; Echinoidea; Temnopleuroida; Toxopneustidae. The transcript has 9 exons. The record is from RefSeq and is a predicted model, not a curated record. Gene Ontology annotation, molecular function: protein binding. The coding region runs from base 623 to 2818 and encodes 731 amino acids.
AAUCACAUCCGGUGUUGUUGGUACAGGCUGUUUUUGGUUCCAAACAACAGGAACACCCGUCUUUACGGGACAUUUAUUUACUAACAUCUGACAUUUGCCUACCAUCCUCAGACUAUAGUAUACUUAGCCAACGUAAGUUAUUGUUAAAACUGAGAUUCCCGUUUCAGCUUCAGUGGAACGUGGAACAUCAGAUUCAGAGACAACUCUGACGGCCGACGGUCUGUGUCUGACUUUGCAUGGUCUGAGAUACUGAGGCUGAGCUGAGUCUGGACUGAAAGCUUUUUUUUAACUGAACGUCAUUUCUCAGGGAGGCCAGUGGCAGUGGAGCCAGAUCAGAUGUGAUAUCAUCGAAAAAUUGGUCAUGCUAUUAAGAUACAGUCUAUGUUGUUUUACUUGCACGCUGUAUUAAUGUAACUUAGCAUUUUUUUAUCGGAUGAUGAUACACUUGCACUCUGCACUUCACCAGCACGACGUACACCAGACAGUGGCUUGCACUUGUCUCCAGAAGAAGACAAGAGAGCAGCUUUCUCUCCGACUCCGUAUUUAUCAUGUUUAUUGACGAACUGAGACUCUAUCUAUCAAAUCAUAGCAUGGAGAUCUAACGUUAGAGCUCUAUUUUGAUAUGUUAGCUGCUAGCAUGAAUUUGAUCAAACAGCCAAACUUUCUUCAAAUUCAUGAAAUUUGUCACAUUCGAGCAAGCAUGCAAUUGGAAAACUGGUACCAUAUGAAACUUCAUCUUCUAGUAUCACUCUGCUUCCUUUCUGUAAACUUCCCAGUGACGAAGGCCUUGCCACUUCAACAUGUACCAUCUCUCUCACAGACUCAUGAUUGGGCCCAAUGUGAGUUUCAGGGAUUUGAAGAUUAUGAAGAGGUUUGCCAUACCGAAACUAUAACCCUGCCCACAUGCAACCCCGGAUAUAGAAGGGCAUGGUCCUGCUUACCAGAUUUCGAUGGACAUCCAGAGGACUUUGACCCAAUUCACGAUGUAUGUGAUCGCUGCCCACCGAAUACAUUCCAAAGUUUUUAUAACAAAUGCCCGGUAUGCCACAACUGCUCUGUGUGUGAUGAGGGAGAAACAGUCCAAACUCAAUGUGAUAUGGAGACUGAUACAGUAUGCUCGCCAUCGGAUUCCAAACAAUCGACGAGUCCCUUGACGUCAUUAGGCCCAACUGUGAAAGAAAUGAUGCCACCUUCAGUGGAUCCAAAUAGCUCUCUUCAACCAUCCAUUACUGAUGGAAUGUCACCAGACGGACAAACCCAGAGAACUCAUGAAACUGAUUUACCAAUUGAGAAAUCACCUGAUCUGCCUAUUUCUGAGCCAAGGUCUACCAAGGAAGGAGUGUAUGUAGCAAUCAUUAUUGUUUUGGCUGUAUUGCUCAUCUUAGCUUUGAUAUGCUUGGGAUGGAGAGAAUGGCAUUUCAGAAAGAAGCUGCAAGAUACUAAUAAUGGUCAACAGAAUAUCCAACUGGAAACAAGGUUGGCUAAUGGCAAAGCACCACAUGGAUCUGAUGACAAGGAUCGUGAAGAAAGAGGUGUCUCGGAGCCCCUGCUUGGAGGGUGCAAAAAUGGAGAAGCCGGGAGAGCCUCGGGUCAUGCAUCUAAUGGCCGCCCUGGUCAUCUUGCUGGAGGCGCUUCUGGAGAUGCCCCUGGUGUUGCUUCUGGUGGUGCUUCUAGAGGUACCUCCAGUACUGCAUCUGGAAGUUUGUCUGGUGCCGCUUUUGGUCUUCCUGCUGAUCUCGACCCACGUUGUCAAUAUGACGGUGUCUAUGGUCAUCCACCUGAUGAUGCCUCUUUUCAUUCAUCUAAUAAUACUUCUGGAGAUGAUGCUCCUGGUCACGCAACUGCUGAUGCUCCUUACUACUCACCUGAAAGAAUCUGUGGUCAACCUAUUGUUAGUGCCUCUGAAGAUUGUCCUGACGGUGCUCUUGGUCAGCCAACUGCCGGUUCUUCUGACAACCCAUCAGAAGGUGUCCUAGGUCACCCUGAUGAUGGUGCUCCUGGUCAUCGAUCUGAUGUUAUCUCUGGUCAACCAUCUUGUGGUACCUUUAGUCAUCCAGAUGAGGGUGCUACCAGUGAUCCAUCAUCUGACCAUGGCUUUGAUGAUCCAUUAAACAGUGCCACUGAUAAUCAAUCAGACAGUACCCUGGAACAUCGGUCCAACGGAGCCUGUGGCAAUCAUUUAGAGAGUACCCUUGGUCAUCAGUACAAUAACACCUCUAGUCAACCAGCUAAAAGUGCCUCUGCCAAUCUUUUAAUCAAUUCAUCUGAUCAUCAAUCGGACAGUGCCUCAGAAUCUAUCACUGCCUCUGUUCAUUCUGCCUGUGGACAUCAAUCUGAAACUGCCUCUGGCAAUGUGUCAGACAAUGCCUCUUCAUUAGACAGUGCCUCUAUCCCUCAUCUAUCUGACAACGACUCUGAUGAUCAACCUGAAGGCAACUGUGGUCAACCUACUGGCGGUGCUACAGGUCAUUCAUUUAACAGUGCAGGUGAUGAUGACAGAGGAAACGACACGAUAUCAGCAAGACCAGGGAUCCCAGCAGAUGAUGUAGUGACUACCAAGUUCCUCCAACAUGUCGUCCAGGAGCUGUCCCACAUCCAAAUCAAGGCGACCUGUCGGUUGUUAGGUCUCCAGGAGAAAGACAUAGACAACAUCGAAGCCCUGUGCCAUAGAGAUGAGCAAGGAUUCGAGUUCCUGAAGAAACUGUUGGGCGUAGUCGGCAAGGACUUGACUUACCGUGCCCUCCUUGAUGCCUUGAAAACAUUAAAGAAUAAACACCAUGCAGAUAAUCUCAUCAGGGAUUUUAAUAUAGUACUAUAACGUUAAUCGUUUGUAUCGGUUGUGUAUUCAUAAUUGGCUGAUAUUCAGUGUUGCCCACUGCCAAAAAGCAGUCCUGUGAAUAUUUGUUUUUAUCUAUUAAUAUACAAAGUAUGAUUAAUCAAUUGAAUGAAUAAUGAAUUAAGUUGUAUGAGAUGAAACCAUUCAAGACUCCUUGAAUUGCCUGACCAUUGAGGAACAAUUUCAACAAGCAUCGCCUUAUUUAUCGCUUUUUUCUUAUACCAAGGAAAAGUUGCUCCUUGAAAAGUAAGAACAAAUUAUGCCUUUAAUAUUUGAUGAAAUAUAUUAAUGUUGAUUGAUGUAAAAACAGUAGCUAUACAUGUACAUGAAGCAAAAGGUAUCAAAGAUAUGGCCCCCGUGAGAUAAAUCUUAUCAAUUGAUCAUGGUGCUGAAUUUUACGAUCGAUCAUACACACUAAUCAAUGCAAUCAAUCAUAGAAAUAAUCCCCAAAGAUCAAUUGCAAGCUUUAUGCUACAGAAGGCUAUUUCACAAAGAUCACACUUAUUUGCUAAAUUUAGGCACGAUUUCACUAAGCCAAUCUUACUCUUCUAAAUCCAUAUUACUUGAUACAUUGAAGGCGGUGAAUAUGCUGAUUUUCUUAUGAACUCCCCUGGUGAUUUUGUACAAUUCUGGAUCUGGAUGGUUGAUGUACAAAUGCCUGGUGUGGCUAUCCCGUACAUUUAUGGCAACAGUGCAUAAAGUCGGAUGUGUACUUACCGGUAAUUUAUUUGGAUUUUUUCAAGAAGUUCUUUGAAUUUGGGGAUUGGUGUAGCCUCCCUUACAGUAUCUAUCAGGGAGUUUAUUCCAAUGGGGGAUAGUUCUUGGGUAUAAGACUGCUGGAAGCAUCUCUUAUUUACCCUUAUGUGGUUGUAAACAAACUUCUUUGAAGAGUGCCUUGUUAUACUCUGAGCCGUGUUGAUUCUCAAGAGAUGUUUGAUGUUACUGAGAAUUAUACCUUGAGUUUCCUUGUAGAUGAUCAAGAGGUGGGCUAGGGAUCUUCUUUCUUCAAGGCUUUCCCAUCCCAGGCGCUUCAUAUCAUGCUUGUGACACUAGCAGUCCUGUUGUACUCAUUGCGUGCGAAGUGUGGUGGGGGCUUGCAUUUUUCAAACCAAGAAUUGAACCGUUGCUCAACAGACAGGGCUAGACAAACCUGUAGAAAGGGAUCUUCAUUUUAUGUAGAAGUCAAGGGGACAUAAAACAUGGGAGUACUCGUAUUGAUGGGCAUCAUCGCAGAGGAUUAUUAUUAUAUAUAUAUUUUUUUUUUUGGGGGGGGGGUUAUGCAAUGAUAGAUGUACCCCCCAAAACAAAAGAAAAUCCUCUCUGCCGACACUCCUGCUCAUAUUAGCGGAAGUUUGAUAUUUGCUUGUUCUAUAUAUAUAUUUGACACUAUUGAGUGACAAAAUCAAGUAUUAUGUCUUACAUGUUUUUUUGAUAAUGCAGGUUUCUCUACCUACCGUAUUAUAUACCGCUGAAAUCUGCUUGACUUGGGAGAUUUUUGACUGAGAAGUUGUUAUUAUAUGUUUUGCAUAUCCUGGGACCUGUACUACAAAGAGCUGUAGUUGAUUCAAUCAACCACAACUAUGGAAAGCCAGCAACGUCAACAUCUAUUAUGCAUGUUUGUUCUAAAUAUUUUCUAACUGUGAUGUAUAUUCAUACAUUCAUUGUUUUCUUGAAAAUUCAGUGUGAUUCUCUUUGUAUGUUAAGGACAUUGUGCAAAUUUCCUGUAGAAAAAAGUAUGACUUUUACAUUUCCAUAGACUGGAUCAGACGUAACUCUUUGUAAGCCUGGACCCAGAUCUGAUAUAAUGUUUUGAGUCAAGAUGGUUAUUUGACCUACAAAAGGUCGACUUAUGCAGAAUGUACUGUAUUCAUACCGUUCUAUGAAAAUAAUGUAUUGGAAAGAAAGAUGAAUGUCUUUCAAAUAUGUGACUGAUACGUUUAUGAUUUACUGCAUUUUACGUAUUCUGAUCUGAAAUAAUGCUUUGAGGCAAGACUUAUGGAAAGUCGAUUUAUGCAGAAUGUAGUGUAUUCAUACAGUUCUAUGAAAAUGUCUUUGAAAGAAAGAUGAAUGUCUUUCAAUUAUAACAAAUAUGAUGUACAUAUAUUUUUUUACUUAUUGUGUUGAUGAACACAUUAAAACCAUGACAAUUUUAUAUCAUGUAUGUUUUUUAUAUUAUACAAUUUUACGAAAAUGUUUAUUAAAUCAGAUGAUACUUGUAAAAAAAAUUAAAUUUUAAAUGAAUAUUCAUGAAAUAUAUCGUCUUUGGUUUGAUCGAUCAUCAUGUGUGCAUUUCAUAAAACGUGUACAAGUUGUGCCCUCAUUGCAGAGCUGCCUACUUCACGCAGUACAGAUUUUCAGUAAUUAUUACUGAAAAACCAGAAGAAUACUGAUGGUUUCAUGCAAAAUACUGAUUUCUAAAGUUUCAGAUUUUUGGGGUUGUCCUACAGUAUUUCUUUGAAUAUAUACUGAUUUCCUAGCCAUGAUAUUGAUUAUCAGCUUUUAAAAUAU